Messenger RNA from Tilletiopsis washingtonensis, 3051 nucleotides. RefSeq lists its product as hypothetical. Bases 160 to 3006 code for a protein of 948 amino acids. Gene Ontology annotation, molecular function: triacylglycerol lipase activity. Gene Ontology annotation, biological process: lipid metabolic process. NCBI's taxonomy places the organism in Eukaryota, Fungi, Basidiomycota, Exobasidiomycetes, Entylomatales. The transcript is spliced from 5 exons. The record is from RefSeq and is a predicted model, not a curated record.
CCUGACCACCACCCGCUGCUCGUGCCUCGACGCACCCAGCGCACCUCAAGCACCUCAGGCACUCGCACAGACUAGAGCAGGGCAGAGUGGACCGAGGCACGGCCACAGCGUUGCAGCGACGAACAGGCAGCCUCUCGCCGACCCGCGACGCCCAGCGCCAUGGCGCCCGCUCCCGCAGCGUCCAGCACGCUGGCACCGCCCUCGUCCGACUCGUCAGCGGCCGGCUCAGCCGCUGCCUCGGCCAGCUCGUCGCCGCUGAGCAGCCUGCUCAAGCUGCCCGCCUGGGGGCCCUCCAGCCGCGCCGCAUCGCCCGGCACGCGCGCCGCCGCCGAGCUGCCGCACAGCCGCUACAUUCCCGAGAGCGAGCGUGGCUGGCACGGCACAGCCUCCAGCGCCGCUUCGGGCGCCAGCAAUGGCGGCAGCACCGCGUCGCGCGAGCGUCGGCGCUCCAGCAUGGCCCUCUCGCGCCUGCCCUUCUUUGGCGAGCGCAAGACGUCAGGCAGCACCGUCAGCGAGAGCGACGACGACGACGCAGACGACACCGGCCUCGCGCCCGUCGUGCCUGCCGUCGGUCUCGGGCGCGCCGUCAACGGCAAAGGCUCGCUGCGCAGCCGCACGCGCUCCGUGCCCGCCACGCCCCUCUGGGAAGUGCUGGCCGAUCCGAUGGCCGCCGCCUCGGCUGUCGACGACACCGGCUCGAUUAGCGAGCAGGAGACUGCAGUGGAGGAAGAGCCGGCCGAGCCGGUGUAUCGACGACGUCGGCGACGCCGCUCGCUGCAGGAGUCCUCGCAGUCGACGGUCAUGUACGACGACACGUCGACUCUGCGCGGCGGCAGCUCUGACGAGGCUCGGCCUACACAGCACCUCGAGCGCGCCGACACGGCGUCCUCUUCCGUGCUCAUCUCCGAGCCGCCGGCAGUGCGUGAUCCGCGCGGCUAUCCGUGGCGCCACGAGCCGGCGCUGCUUGCCGAGAGCGCCACUGCGCCCGGACAGGCGACAUACGUGCCGACUGGCCAUCGCAACGCCACGGGCCAGCAGGCCAUCUACGACACGCACUUUGGCGCCUCGUCGGGCUGGCGCAGUCUCAGCGAACUUGCUGGGCCCGUGCUGCAUCCAUGGCACACUCUGACGGGCAGACGGCGCUCGUCGAAGACCGAUGAGCGCGAGCAGGAGAGCGCGGCAAAGAGCAGAGGGCUGCUCGGCACGGGCACGGACAAGCUGCGCGACAUGCUUGGCGGCUGGCCCAGUCUGUCGUCGCUCAGUGUCUUUGGGCCGUCGUCGAUGGCCAGCGAGGGCGACGAAAUGUCGCCUGCGGGCAGCAGCAGUCAGAAGAGCGGCAAAGGCGCCCCGGGCGUGCCGUACGAGCCGGAGCUGAUGCCCGUCGUCAAGCGCGACUCGCGCGCCAAGCGCUACUUUGACGCCGUGGAGGGCAACGUGCUCUGCAUGGGCGGCUAUCGCGGCAGCAUUCUGCGCGAUGCAGAGACGAAGCAGAUGCUGUGGAUCCCCAUCAAGGUUGGCGUGGGCCUGCGGCGGCCGACACUCGAGCUGGGCCUCAGUCAGCAAGCCGAAGACCGCGCCGAGGAGCUCGUGGUGGCCGGCGAGAUGCUGCCCGGCAUGGGACGGCUGAUCGACAUGGGAGGCCGACUGCGCGCCACGCUGGCGGCGGGGAAGCGACGCCCGCAGGUGCACUCGUGGGGCUUCGACUGGCGCCUGAGCGUCACGAGAUCAAGUCGACUGCUGGAGCAGAAGCUGCAGCGCCUGUGGGAGGAGAGUGGUCCGGAGGGCAAGCGACGCGGCACCGUCGUUGUGGCGCACUCUAUGGGCGGUCUAGUCGCGCUGCACGCGCUCAGCAGGACGAAGAACCCGCGCAUCUUCCAGUCCCUCAUCUUUGCCUCUACGCCGUUUGCGGGCACGGCCAACAUCCUGGGGCCGUUCCGCUAUGGCGAUGCAGCGCUGCUCAAUGACUCUGUCUGCUCUCCACGCGCCACAUUCUCCUUCCGCUCCUCGUUCGCCCUGCUGCCCAAGGACGGGCGCUGCUUCGAGGACGAGCAAGGACGCUGCUACGACCUCGACUUUUUCGAUGCGCGCGUCUGGGACGACUUGGGCCUCUCGCCCUGCGUCGAGGCGGGACGCAUGAAGGAGUGGCAGGCUCGGCGAGCGCGCGAAGAGCGGCGCGACUCGGUUGCUUCCGCCAGCAGCAGCACGGAGCGGACGAACGACGAGGACAAUGGCCGCAGCAUGCUCAGCAGCGAAGCAACGCUCGACGGCGGACGCGCCGCUCGUGCCAGUCGAGGAAACACAGGCGCCGGCUUGGGCAGUGACCUUCAGCUCAAGAGUCCGACGAGUUCCGGCGCAGCGGAUACGGCGGCACAUGCCGUCGAUGCGGCGGCUGGCGCGGGACAAGCGCUCGGGCAGGAGACACCGGGCCAGGACUCGUCCAUCAUGCCCGCCAACCGGCAGGACGACGAGCAGGCGCAGAAUGACAAGGCAGAGGAGCUCGACACGCAUCUGCCGUCGCUGGCGUCUAACGAUGAGGUAUGGGACUAUCUGGCGCGAACGCUCAACGAGACCCGCCGCAUGCACGAGGAUCUGGCGAGUGGCCCGGACCCUGAUCUGCUCGCACAGGGCGCCUAUCCGCCCCUGGCCAUCAUGAGCAGUGGACGCACGCCCACGACGCGCGGCGCACUCAUCCGUGCGCGCCGCGAGGGCGCAGACGCCAGUGCCGACGGCUGGAAGGAGGAUGUGCGGGCGGGCGACUACUCGCGCAUGCUCUGGGAGGCGGGCGACGGCGUCAUCAGUCUGCGCAGCAGCACGGCGCUGCCCGAUGCAUGGCGCCCGCUGCUGGUGAGGGGCGAGGGCGAGCAUGGCGAACAUGUCACGGGACAUCGGCACGUCACGCUCCUCUCGGACGUGCCCGGCAUCGGCAGAUGCGUCGAGGCGUGCCGGCUCGCGCGCGAGGAGCGAGAGCAAGGCAGCGGCAGCAGCAGUAGCCUGGGCCUGUACUGAUGCGAGAUGUAGAGCGGACGGCAAUGCUUAUACCUGCGGCGGACU